Necator americanus (New World hookworm) is the source of this 720-nucleotide messenger RNA. RefSeq lists its product as uncharacterized. Bases 1 to 720 code for a protein of 239 amino acids. The transcript has a single exon. The record is from RefSeq and is a predicted model, not a curated record. NCBI's taxonomy places the organism in Eukaryota, Metazoa, Nematoda, Chromadorea, Rhabditida, Ancylostomatidae.
AUGAGUCAGUCCCCUCAGCAGAAACAGGGAGUUCAUCCCCUGAAUCCACCUGCGUCCCUGGGCAAGCACAAGGUCGCUUUUGCUUCGCGAUUAGCCCCCUAUCCGCCAUCCGGGGAUCCGCCACGUAGCCUCGCGACUACAUUCCGACUCUUUGCACGUAGCCUUUCCGAAUGCAAGGUUCCUAAACAGUGGAAGACCAGCAAGACCGUGUUGUUGUAUAAAAAGAGAGAUCCACAUGACAUCGGCAACUAUUGCCCAAUCUGCUUACUGUCCGUUAUCUACAAGCUCUUUACAAGAGUGAUCCUUAAUAGGAUUGAAAACGUCUUGGACGAAGGACAGCCAUGCGAGCAAUCAUUGUUCCGAAAAGGAUUCGGCACGAUUGACCACAUUCGCACUGUUUCGAAACUCAUCGAGGUAUCAGGAGAGUACAAGAUGCCGCUCUGUCUCACCUUCAUCGACUUGAAGAAGGCCUUUGACUCAGUUGUGACGGAAGCGGUCAUGGAAGCCUUGGACAACCAAGGCGUCACUAUUCAGUGCAUAAAGGUACUUCGAGAGUCGUACAGUAACUUCACUUCCGGAAUUUUGUCAUUCUACAAGAAUAUCAUCAUUGACGUUGAAGAGAGGGUCCGACAGGGUGAUACAAUCACCCAAAAUAUUAGCAGCCACCCUGGAGAACGCAGUGUGAAAGUUGGAAUGGCAGGACAUGUGAGCGAAGGUUGA